This is a messenger RNA of Abrus precatorius (Indian licorice), 957 nucleotides long. RefSeq names its product isoflavone reductase-like. NCBI's taxonomy places the organism in Eukaryota, Viridiplantae, Streptophyta, Magnoliopsida, Fabales, Fabaceae. The coding region runs from base 1 to 957 and encodes 318 amino acids. The transcript is spliced from 5 exons. Gene Ontology annotation, molecular function: oxidoreductase activity. The record is from RefSeq and is a predicted model, not a curated record.
AUGGCUGGGAAAGACAAGAUCCUCGUCCUCGGACCCACGGGAGCCAUUGGAAGACACAUAGUUUGGGCAAGUGUUAAGGCUGGGAAUCCCACGUUUGCUUUGGUUAGGAACACCCCUGGCUCUGCCAGCACAGUAAGACUCGUCACUGCUGCAAAUCCUGAGAACAAGGAAGAGCUCAUUCACAGCUUCAAAAAUUCCGGGGUUACUCUUCUCGUGGGUGAUAUAAAUGAUCAUCAGAGUCUGGUUAAUGCAAUCAAGCAAGUUGAUAUUGUUAUAUGCGCAACUGGUAGACUAGUAAUAGAAAACCAAGUGAAAAUCAUUGCAGCAAUCAAAGAAGCUGGAAACGUCAAGAGAUUCUUCCCAUCCGAAUUUGGGCUGGAUGUGGACCGUCACCAUGCAGUUGAGCCAGUUAGAGAAGUUUUCGAGGAUAAAGCAAAAAUCCGAAGAAUAAUUGAAGCUGAAGGAAUUCCAUACACUUACCUCUGUUGCCAUGCCUUCACUGGCUACUUCUUACGUAACUUAACACAAAUCGAUGCCACUGUUCCUCCUCGGGAUAAGGUAUUAAUCCUAGGAGAUGGAAACGUCAAAGGAGCAUAUGUCACUGAGGCUGAUGUGGGCACUUACACCGUCAAAGCAGCGAACGACCCUCAAACUUUGAACAAAGCGGUGCACAUAAGACUCCCUUCUAAUUAUUUGACCCUAAACGAGAUCGUCUCUUUGUGGGAGAAAAAGAUUGGGAAGACUCUCGAGAAAACUAAUGUUUCAGAGGAAGAAGUUCUUAAAGACAUCAAGGAGUCUUCUUUCCCAAAUAAUUACCUGCUGGCGUUGUACCACUCACAACAGAUAAAGGGAGAUGCAGUAUAUGAAAUUGACCCUUCCAAAGACGUUGAGGCCUAUGAAUCUUAUCCUGACGUUAAGUAUACCACCGCCGACGAGUAUUUGGAUCAGUUUGUCUAA